UAAUAUACAUUAAAUCUAAAUAUAAUUAAUAUAUAGGUUUAUAAAUCUAUUUCGGAUACAUUCGGAUACCUAAAAUAAUUCGGUUUGGAUCGGAUUCGGUUUCAAUUAUUUAAAUACCAUAAUUUUAGAUCCGUUCGGAUAUUUAAUCAAUUUCAGUUUGGGUUUGGUACUAAUUUUUUGGAUCGGGUUCGGUUAUGUUCUUCGGAUCCAGGUUUUUUGCCCAGCCCUGCUUAUGUCAAAAUUAACCGAUCAUAUUCCAUUAAUUAUUUAGAUUCAAAUAAAAUAUAAUUAUUGAAUUUAAAAGACAUUUCAGCAGUUAAUCCAUUUUUAUUUGCUAGAAACAAAUUCUCACCAAAUAUGUGAAUUAUAAAGACUUUUGGUCUCCUCUGACCAUUCAACUCCAAGUGGUUUGAACUACACUUCGUUGCCAAGGAGAAGUCAUGAUAUUUUGGCCUUGCUCUGUGUCCCAAGUCAACUUUUGAAAUUGUCAGACACGUCUUUGCUAAGUAGUCAUGAUAUUUCCACGAACCUUCUUAGCUUUCUUUUUUUUACUUAAGAAAUAUAUAUAUGUUUUUGACUACUUAUGUUUCUUUCUUUUGAUACUUAUAUACAUACAAAGUGAAAAGAAAUCAUAAACCAUGAAUUUAAAUAAAAGUACCAAAUUCUAGUAUCAGAAGUUCAGAACUAAAAAAACUAAAUUUGACUAUAUAAAGUUAAACAUAAAUAUUUAACUUCUAAACAAACAAAAAAAUUAAAACAGAAACGACGAGAAAUGGACUAAUCACCUUUUUCUUUUGCCUGCAUUUGUUGAAUUUGAACCAAACUUGAAAUAUAAUUGUCGAGACUGAUAACUACCUGGUCAUCGUUGGGAACAAUAAUCAUCUGGCCCGAUGAAACUUGAAUAACAAAUAUCACCAUUAACUUGUUUUGAUCAAAUGUAUUUUAGUCCCGUCAGCAUCUUCCUCAACGACCUUUCCAUAAUUAUUUAAUAUUAGAUAUAUAUAUAUAAUUAGUAAUUAAUUUUUAUUUUUAGAUACUAUUUUUAUGCGGACAACUGAAUUAAAAGUUCUCUUAACAUUUACACCAAAAAAAAAAACUAAAUUAAAAGUCAAAUUCUUUAUUUUCUCGGACACUUCAUCAUUUAGAAAGAAAAGAAAAAGAAGAGAAAAUCAUUUAUUUUUAGUGAGGAAAGUACUUUUUAUUUUCUUAGUAGUUUCCUUGUAUAUUAUAUUAUAUAUAUUCUUCUUUUUUCUUAAAGAAUUCUUCUAUAUAUAUAUCCCCUUUUUUAAUUGUUUAAUCAUCGUGAUAAAACCAAUUUUUUAGUAAAAUGGGGCAACAACAGCUUAAAGACGAGAUGCUAUUUCAAAAAGUGAAUCACAACGAUGUCGAAAGUAUCAAAUCCCAUUGCCAUGAAGGGGCAGGACUCGAGUGGGCUGAUAAAGAUGGAAGAACGCCACUAAUCUUGGCUUGUGCAGAAGCAGAGCUAUGUGAUGUAGCAGAAACUCUUAAGGUUGCUAGGGCUAAAGGUUACAGCGAUACUGUACGCGCCAUCGAGAGUCGCAUCUGCUUGUUCUCUGGCUGGAUGCGUGAACUUUAUGGCCCCAGCUUUCUUGAAUUAUGUUCUCCUGAUCAGCUUCUUUCAAGAAAAGUAUGGGUUGUUAUCGUACCAACUGAUUCUCGAAACCCUUUGAAGUUGGAGUUAGUUGUGUAUGCUAGUCUUCAGGAUGCAAAACCCAUGAAGGAGAUUCCUUUGUGGAAAGCAAACUUGGAGGAGCUUGGAUCAGAUCAGUCUGAUGCUUCAGUGAUGAUUGUUUGUAACUCCUCAAGGCUCAAGAAGCAGAGAAAAAGGGGAUACAUUUCUCACGCUAGGCGUUGGGCUCAAGUCGAUAGGCAAAUGCGACUUAAGCUGGCAGCAGCAACCAAGGGCGACAUAAAACAUCUGAACUCGUUUUGUGAGGCAUGUAAAGGAACUCCACAGCCAAUGAAUCCUCCAAUGUUUAUGAAAACAACUGAAGAUAUCAUUUCCAAUGAGGUUACGCCAUCAGUUCCUCUACCGAGAGCCGUAACGGUGGAAACAGAAGACGGUUCUGUUCACUAUCCAUCAUUCUCUUGUGCAGCCUAUGAGAGUAAAGGAAGUGGUGGAGGAUCUGGAGUGUGUGUGAUUUGUGAGGAUGCGUCAUCGGAAGCAGCAUGUGUGCCAUGCGGACAUGUCGCUGGAUGCGUUUCUUGCUUGAAAGAGAUCAAAAACAAGAAAUGUCCUAUAUGUCGUGCCAGCAUUGAUCAGGUCAUUAAGUUAUAUCAUGUUUGAACAGAAAAAAAAAAGGAAGACAAAACUAAUCAUCUUAUCUCCUCUAUGACUCGAAGAUCCUCACCAUUCAUGUCCGCACUGGCUUCGUUUACGACUCAGUUAUCAAUUUUCUUUGUCUUUUUUUUUCCAACUUUAUGUUUGGUUUUGUUAAUCUUGGGCUUUUAUUAUGUUUGAACGUCUGGGUUUCAUUAGAUGGUUUUUGUUUUCUAUAUACUCUCUCCCUUUCAAAUUAUAUAGAAGAUAAUCAUUUUGCUAUAAUUCAAGUGUUGUCU
Molecule: messenger RNA, 2580 nt
Organism: Brassica rapa (field mustard)
Lineage: Eukaryota; Viridiplantae; Streptophyta; Magnoliopsida; Brassicales; Brassicaceae
Product: putative E3 ubiquitin-protein ligase XBAT34
Biological process (GO): protein ubiquitination; cell cycle
Molecular function (GO): ubiquitin protein ligase activity
Source: RefSeq, a predicted model, not a curated record